CCAAAUAAGAUAUUUAGUUUUUUUUUAUUAGAUAUUUAUUGAUAAAAAUGUCUUCCAUCUGCCGCUUGUAGACCAUGGAUAAGAACGUUGUAGACUCAAAUGGUACACUUCAACUGUUGUAAACCGGUUGUGUAUUUGUCUCAAUAAAGUUGGUUUAAAAAAACUACGUCACGCAUAACAAAUAUGGCGGCGCCCUCUGAGCUGCGGCUGUCAAGAGUGUUGGGAGAGAAGCGUUAAACGUUACAACAACUAAAUUGAUAUUAUCAGAUACUUUAGUUUUAACAGGUGUUGGAGGAAUACAUUUGUUUAACGUCGUGAAAAAUGGGAUUAGAGCGGCUGCUUAGCGGGGCACUGCAGUGUUACUCCAAACAGUUUCGUCUCGUUAAUAUUCAGCAAAAAGUAUUUCAAAAUGCGCCGAUGUCCACACAGACUACAUCGAGCAAGGCCACCAUGGUUAACCGGGUUACAUGUGCAGCUGGUCUGUGGAGGAUUAUCGUCCCCACAAGCCUCCGCGGUGCCUCCGCUCACACACAGCCGGUUGUCCGCCUCUCUUCGUCCGCCCAGCCCUUAAGAGAUGUCACCUUGUUCCAGCACGACAGGACCCGCUUCUUCCGGCUCCUCUCGACCUUCUGCGGCGCCCAGUUACUUUUCUGGACGUACAUGGGCUACUUCGCUUUCACCGGGCUCAGAGACACAGGGGGUAAGGGCAAAGUCAAGCAGCCCAGCACCACAGGACUGGCCGGAAUGUGGAGCUUCGAGAUGAACCUGGGCUCCAAAACCUGGAGGUACGGCUUCACGGUGGGCUGCGUGGCAAUAGGAGCAUGGAUUGUCGGGCUCGGGGCGCUGUUCUGCAGGCGCUCCGUCAGCAAAGUGGUGUUGCACCAAGGGGGGAAGAUGGUGACCGUCUGCACACAGUCCCCUCUGGGACCAGGCCAAGGCCAAACAAUAACAGUCCCACUGUCCCAGGUAGCCUGCUAUGCUCACAGACAGGAGUCCCCCUCAUUCAUCCCGCUCAGGGUCAAAGGACACAAGUUCUACUUCCUUUUGGACAAUGAGGGGACCAUAACCAAUGCUAGGCUGUUUGAUGUCACUGUUGGGGCCUACCGGUCAAUUUAAGCAAAGCAAAACUUUGUUGGACACCUAACGCCACGGAUGUGAUUUAACAUAGCUGCCAAACAAAUGUCAGUUUCUGUUUGAUUGUCUUUUGUCAAUUAAAUCAUAUCUAUGAGAUAAAAUGUGUUAUUUGGAUAUUGAGGAUAAUUUAAAGAAGGAUGUUAAAUUUGAGAUAUAAUUGAAAGUUUUUUUCUAUUUGGAAUCAUUUACGAUGAGCGGUGUUGCGAUAUACUGGUAUUGACGAUGACUGAGAUAUUCAUAAAAAUGAAAUUGAUAUCAAAAUAAUAAUACAAAUGAUAAUAUUAUGCAAAUAAUCCAGCGUCUCAUAAACCAUUUGUUUGUCUUCGGUUUCUUUUUCUCCCCUUCCCUACCCACGCUAUGGUUAGAGACUCGUUCUCCUCCUCCUCCUUACAAUCCUAUUUUGAGUGUAAUUUAUUUGCCAAAAACAAGAAAGCUGAAUUUUACAAGCCUUAUUAUUUAUUAUUAUUUUUAAAAUCCAAAUAGAUAUCCCAGUUAUAUCAUUAUUGUGAAUUAUUUUGGCCAGGAGAAUAGAGAACAGAAAAUCUGAUAGUGACAGCCCUACUAAGAAUAAACAA
Messenger RNA from Notothenia coriiceps (black rockcod), 1709 nucleotides. RefSeq names its product transmembrane protein 223 (gene tmem223). Gene Ontology annotation, cellular component: mitochondrion. The record is from RefSeq and is a predicted model, not a curated record. Bases 322 to 1116 code for a protein of 264 amino acids. Gene Ontology annotation, biological process: nervous system development. Lineage: Eukaryota; Metazoa; Chordata; Actinopteri; Perciformes; Nototheniidae. The transcript has a single exon.